AUGUUCUUAAAGUCUGUCAUUUGCUUAGUGGCCAUUGCCCAUUUGGCAGUAGGUAUUGAACUGAAAGCUGAACCCGACUAUGGACCAGUCGCCUAUGAGUUCCACUAUUCUGUGCACGAUCCUCACACUGGCGACAUCAAAAGCCAAAAGGAGAGCCGCAAAGAUGACAAAGUCGAGGGAUCGUAUGAACUGAUCGAUUCAGAUGGUCACCGCCGAUUGGUCACCUACAAGUCGGACGCUCACAGUGGCUUCGAAGCUGUUGUCAUCCGCGAGCCGACUAAUAUCAAGAUACCCGUACCGGAGCCCCACCACAAGAUCUUGACAGCUGCUAAAGUCAUUACCCCCAUUCAUCUCACUGCCAUUAAGCCUGCACCCUUGGUACAUUACGCCCCCAAGCCGGCACUCCUGAUCAAGCCCGUCGAAGGACAUGCUCCAUCACAUGGCAACUUUGUGUCAUUCUCCGGGCCAAAUCACAAAUACAAUUACUAGAAGAAUGGCAACUGACGAUGCUCCGUGACUAAUUUGCAAAUUGACGACAACCACAAUUCCGGCCUAACCCUCCAAACAGACCAUUACCAACCACUCUGUAUACCAUCGCAUCAUGUCCAAUCAUUUUCACAUCCACACAAAUUCAGCCAUACCUACAAUUUAAUAACAGAUUUAAAAAAAAAAACUGAAAUCAAAC
Messenger RNA from Musca domestica (house fly), 685 nucleotides. RefSeq names its product cuticle protein 7-like. Gene Ontology annotation, cellular component: extracellular matrix. The transcript is spliced from 2 exons. The record is from RefSeq and is a predicted model, not a curated record. Lineage: Eukaryota; Metazoa; Arthropoda; Insecta; Diptera; Muscidae. Bases 1 to 489 code for a protein of 162 amino acids.